Molecule: messenger RNA, 806 nt
Organism: Trichoderma asperellum CBS 433.97
Lineage: Eukaryota; Fungi; Ascomycota; Sordariomycetes; Hypocreales; Hypocreaceae
Source: RefSeq, a predicted model, not a curated record
GCGGCAGCGCAACCCAUACAGCGCAGUAGUGAUAUCUGACUUGUUUGCACAUCGCCCUGCAUCCGCACAACAGGCCAUUUGCAGUCCUCCAAUGUCCAGCGCAGGGGACCGCUAGCCUGGUUUAUGCUGCCCCCUCGCGUUCCCCUCCCUUCAGGCGUGCGCGCUGCUCACCGUGAUUCCAACUCUCCUGCUUGCAUUUCGCCCAGCCAGAAAAGCUCGACUCCCAGCUGUGUUCUUGUCUGCUCCUUUCCCCGUACUUCAUACCCUCCUUCGAACACCAGCUGGGGGCUGCGCCGUUGGCGGACGUUUUAUAUCGCUUUCCGACAGCCACUCUCGCGCUUUGCUCCGCCGCCCGGGCGCUUGCUCAGCUCGCUUCUCUUUUCUUUUCCUGUCUCGCCAUUGAGACGGACCCCUGCCCAGCUGCCAUGCUAUGAAAGCAAGGGGCGCCUAUUCCAAGUCUGCAAAUUCGAACCGUCCUCGGCACCGUGGACACCCAAGCAGCCCCCGAAAUACUAUCCCCAAAUUUUCGAGCAAUUCCCGCGCGGCCAACCACGGCGGCGCUGGACAGGACUCGAAGCGUGCCAGAUAGAUCGUGCAGAUCCCACGCUCGAAACUUGAAACUUUUGACAUCUAUCUGGCGCACAGAGACUUGCCCUUGUCUCUGCCUUCUUUUAUUUUUCACAUUCCUUUACGCUGUGGCUGAUGAGAGAGACGCGGCCCCCCGCUGUCGCAUGUACGAGUACACGCUGCUAGGACCACCCGUCGCUGCACUGCCCAGUACCGGUACAGCUGCCCGGCGCGAACAU